Penicillium angulare is the source of this 1002-nucleotide messenger RNA. RefSeq lists its product as uncharacterized. The transcript has 2 exons. Lineage: Eukaryota; Fungi; Ascomycota; Eurotiomycetes; Eurotiales; Aspergillaceae. Bases 1 to 1002 code for a protein of 333 amino acids. The record is from RefSeq and is a predicted model, not a curated record.
AUGUCCAACGAACCCGAACCCAAACCCAAAUUUGAACCCGAACUAGAACUCAACGAACAUGAGCCCCCCCAAGUCCAAGACCCAUCCUGGCUCUACAGAACCAUAAACGCCCUAAAAGGCUGCAACUGGACCACCCUAAACGAAACACACGUCCCACCCGUCAACCUCCAGGGAAACUGGAUAAUAAUCACAGGCGCAAACAACGGCAUUGGCUUCGAAGCUGCAAAAACAUUUGCUACAUGGGGCGCAAACCUUAUACUUGGAUGUCGGGAGCCUCCGGAAUGGGAAACUCAUCCCACGAUUGCUGUUGAGGAGAUUUUGAGCGCGGCGAGAGCUGCUGGACAUGAGAAUGUUGUUGAGUGGUGGGCUAUUGAUAUGGGGGAUUUGGAUAGUGUGAAUGCGUUUGCGAAGAGGUGGGUUGAGACGGGGAGGGCGUUGGAUGUUUUGUGUAAUAAUGCUGGAAUGGCGCCACAUUCUGCUAAUGAGCAAGCUGCUACGAAGGAUGGAAUUCAGAUUUUGCAUCAGGUUAACACAAUCUCCCACAUAUUCCUAACCUACAUCCUGCUCGACUCCCUCUCCCUCUCCCCUGCACCCCGAAUAGUCUGCACAACAUCCUGCCACCAAUUCCGCGGCUUCUUCACCCCCUCAACAAUGAACGACUGUACAAUCCGCCCAGUCCAUCUCCGCGGUGACAUAUACGCAAACAACAAACUAUACUUCCAAAUGUGGGUAGCAGAGAUGAACAGACGACUCCUCUCAAGUCCCAAAUACAAACACAUCACAAUCAACGGGUUCAAUCCCGGGUUUAUCAAUUCUGGCUUGUGGAAGUUUUCACCCGAGAACCGGGCUACGGCCAUGGGAAAGCGGAUGGAAUGGACUUUGAACUUUUUUGUGAGUAGAUUUGGGAUUUCGAGUUAUCAGGGUAGCUUGGGAAUUGUUUAUGUUGCUACUAGUGGGGAGUUUGGGGGGAGUUGGGUGCGAGAGGGGGGGGAAUUAUGUUAA